UUUAUAUUUGUCUUACAGUUUUUUUUUUUCUUUAACACGAAGUGAAAUAAAACGAAAAUGGAGAGGUGUGGAUUGAUUACACCCGAGAAACAAGCAGUGCCUCUGCAGAGUGUGGAUGUUCAGGUGGAUGUGAAGGACCAUGUUGCUACAGUGGUGUCAACGCUGCUCUACAAAAACAAAGAGGAGAAACCCAUCGAGGCGGUGUUUGUUUUUCCCAUGCCCAGUGAAGCAGCCGUCUGCCAUUUCAGUGCUAAAGUUGGAGAGACUCUUAUCGUGGCUGAGGUGAAAGAGAAGAAACAGGCUCGUGAGGAGUAUGAUGAUGCACUGAGCUCCGGUCAACAGGCCUUUCUAUUGGAGGAGAGCGACCAGAGUCCAGAUAUAUUCUCUAUGAGUGUUGGCAGUCUGUCCCCUGGAGAGAGCGCCUCCAUCAGGCUGGAGUAUGUCACUGAGCUGGAUGUGCAGGCCGAUGAAGCUCUGAGAUUUUGUCUUCCUGCUGUCCUCAACCCUCGAUACCAACCUGCAGGAACAGAAAGCAGCAGUGUGAAAGUGACAUCAGUCCCGUCUUCUCUGGUGCCCUAUGAUCUGACCUUUUCGGCCCGAGUCGAGUCACCCCGGUCAGUCUCCAAUAUAGAGUCCAGCUGCACCGUGGACCCGGUGGAGUAUCUCAACCAAGAUCAAACUAAGGCAUCGGUGAAACUGGCAGCAGGACACAAGUUUGACCGAGACGUGGAGCUGCUCAUUUAUUACAAAGACAGUCACCAGCCCUCAGCUGUGGUGGAGGCAGGACAGGCCUCAGCCAAACCUGGCUCUCUGAUGGGAGACCCAGCCCUGAUGCUGAGUCUGUACCCGGAGUUCCCCAAAGACAUUAUGUCAUCUGUGUCUUCCUCUGGAGAGUUUGUGUUUCUAUUGGAUCGAUCUGGAAGUAUGGGCUGCUCUAUGGGCCACAGAGGAGAGUCAGGGAGUCGGAUUGCCAGUGCACGGGACACUCUGCUGCUGCUGCUCAAGAGCUUACCCAUGGGCUGCUACUUUAACAUCUACAGUUUUGGAUCCACAUUUGAACAAAUCUUUUCGGGGAGUGUGAAGUACAAACAAAAGACAAUGGAGGAGGCUCUGAAAAAGGUGGAAAAGAUGGAGGCUAACCUGGGAGGAACUGAGAUUCUGGCUCCUCUAAAACGCAUUUACAGUCAGGGCUGCAUCCCCAACCAGCCCAGACAGCUGUUUGUCUUCACUGAUGAUGGAGAAGUAGGAAACACCAAAGAAGUCAUCAACCUGGUCAAGUCUAAUGCAGGCUCUCACAGGUGUUUUUCUUUUGGGAUUGGAGAAGGAGCCAGUUCUGCUCUUAUCAAGGGUUUGGCCAAAGAAGGAGGAGGACACGCCCAGUUCAUCACUGGAAAUGACAGGAUGCAACCCAAAGUGAUCCAGUCUUUGCGCUUCGCCAUGCAGCCAGCAGUGGUGGACAUCUCUGUGAAAUGGGACCUGCCCAAAGGGGUGUCUGCCUCUGUGCUGUCCCCACCUCUCACAUCCAUUUUCCAGGGACAACGGUCACUGCUGUACGCCCAACUCACUGGACAGAGCAAAGAGGGAGCAGAGGGCUGUGUGACUGUCAAGUACAGCCUGGCAGGACGUCCCACUGAGAACAAGCUCAACUUCAGCCUCAAACCAGCGGAGGACACAGGACUCACAGUGCACAGGCUGGCAGCACGCUCUCUCAUUCGAUCUCUGGAGCAGGAGCAAGAGGGCGCUAGAGGACAGAAAGACGACACUGUGAAGAAGAAAAUCAUUGAUCUGAGCGUCCAAUCAGGAGUCAGCAGCUCCUUCACUGCCUUCAUCGCCGUGAACAAAACCAGCGGAGAAGCCAUUCAAGGCCCUCUGCUGAGAAGAGAUGUCCCUUUACCAAGGAUGAUGGCUUAUAGUGCACCCAAGACAAUCGCCCGGAUGUCUUGUCCUGAUAUGAUGCCAAUGAAGGCUUGUGCUCAAAAAAGAGAAAGAGAAGGCAGACUCCCACAAUUUGGUCGCACAAGGAGGAGGAUGAUGGCUUAUAGUGCACCCAAGACAAUCGCCCGGAUGUCUUGUCCUGAUAUGAUGCCAAUGAAGGCUUGUGCCGAUGAAGGGACCCAACGCUCUCUCCGAAAUUCGGUUUUACUGACCGAAGACUGUUAUGAUGAUGAUGAUGAUGAUGAUGAUGAUUAUGUUAAGCCUGUCGAUGAGUGUUAUAAGCCUCCCUCACCCAAAGUGCAGCGGGACCCUCUGCUGCAGGUGGUGUCCCUGCAGAAGGCUUCAGGCUGCUGGGAGUUAGAACCAGCUCUGGCCCAAGCCCUGAGCAAGACCAGCCAAGACCUGGAGAGCAAACUGCCUGCAAUGGCAAAGAAAGAAGUGUGGGCCACCAUUUUGGCUCUGGUCUGGCUUCAUGGUCUGAAAGCUGAUGCUAAGGACGAGUGGGAGCUGUUGGUCAUGAAGGCUGUGAUGUGGCUGCGCUCACAGAACGCUCAAGGCCUGACUGAGUGUGUGGAAGCUGCCAAUGCUCUGCUGGGGUGCACUGUUCAGAAAGAUGCACUGGGACUCUAGAUCUUUUUUUUUAUUUUUUAUUUUUCAAUUAAACAGCUUAUUUAAAGGAACAUGCAAAAUGGAGGUGUUCUGCAAAUGUGGCUUACAUACAGUACAAUGUGUCAUUACAUCGUUCCUAACAUGUUAGUUUGAUUCAAGUGUAAGCCAUUCCUGUUGUGAUAGGGUUAUUUUUCUUUGCACAAGUUACUUGUGUAUACACUCCAAUAAAUGAAUUAAUAA
Molecule: messenger RNA, 2784 nt
Organism: Boleophthalmus pectinirostris (great blue-spotted mudskipper)
Lineage: Eukaryota; Metazoa; Chordata; Actinopteri; Gobiiformes; Gobiidae
Product: von Willebrand factor A domain-containing protein 5A-like
Exons: 20
Coding region: 58-2565 (835 amino acids)
Source: RefSeq, a predicted model, not a curated record